CCAAAAUCUCCGCUCAACCAAAACUCGAUUGAACAUAGUCGGCAUAGAGCGCUUCCCAAGUUACAGCCACGCCCAGGAUUCCUCAACCCACCGCGCGCCUUCAAACCAACGUCGCACAAGCUAACGGCUCUCCGCGUCCCACUGAUCAUGCGCUCAUGCACUUACCCCUCCAGCAUCCCUGUAUCACGGCUUUCCGCUUCCAGCUAGCGUUACACAACCUACCUAUCACGAGCGAGUCGAUCGGUCGUUCGUCGUGCGUUCAACAGAAAGCACUCCUACCUACCCCAGCUUUUUGUCUCAAUCUUCUCUCUCUCUAUUCUCUCCUCCUUCUUCUCCUCAUCUUGUGCAUGUUCCAAUUCCCCAUCUUCACCGCAGUCCAUCGCAUUGCAGCUUCCCCGCAACACCGCCGCAAUGACACUCAGCGAACCCUCCCCGCCACCCCCACCAAGCGUCCCCAACACUAACAACGACACCAACACCACCACCACUCCUCCUCCCGCACCCGCUCCCGCGCCCAUCCACAUCUCGCCGCACCUAACGCUGCAGCCGCCGCUCAGCCGGCGCGGGCACGGCCCCGGUCUUAUCCUCGUCGCGGACCACUACGCGCUGCUGGAGCAGAGCGAGCGCAGUCUUGAUCCGCCGCCGCUGCAGAAGUGGGCCGAGGAGGGGUUUGCCGUCUGCCAGGUGCUGGUGCCCGGGAAGGUGGAGGAUGGCGGCGAGUUUCCGCUCGAGAGGGCGGUGGAGGUGCUGAGGGGGUGUGAGGGGUGUGAUGGAGGGGAGGGGUUUGGACUUAUUUCAUACCUCUCGCGCCUGCCCUUCUACGUCGAAGAAGCCGUCUGCCUCUCCCCGCACAUAAAAGCCAUCAUCUCCUACGGCGGCCGCAAGCUCGGCUCCAUAAACCCCGAAUCCGCAUCCUUCCCGCCGCAGCUACUACACAUCCCCGGGCCCGAAGCCCCGCGUCGCGAAUCCCUCUCCGUUGUACCUGAGCCGGAGAUCGAAGAAGAAGGAGACAAGAGCACGCGUGCCCAAUGCCCCAUAAAAACACACCGCUACCCGUCCGCGAAACGAGACAGCGGCUGGGCCCUCCCCGCCGACGAAGACUACCACGCGCCGAGCGCAGCGCUAGCGCACACACGCAGCCUGCAGUUCCUCAAGCCCCUGCUCAACGGCCCGUUCUUCGACCUCGAAGCUAUAUGGGACGAGCACUGCCGGUACGAGUUCGCGGAGCGCGACGUCGCGCUGACCAUGUCCACGAUGGUCGCGCAACCCUACGUGAACCACAUCCCCACGCUGACCGGCGGCAUCGGCCAGGCCCGCCUCACCGCCUUCUACACGCGGCACUUCAUCUUCGCGAACCCGGACGACACGGCGCUGCAGCUCGUCAGCCGCACCGUGGGGACCGACCGCGUGGUCGACGAGUUCGUGUUCCGCCUCACGCACGACCGGCAGGUCGACUGGCUGCUCCCUGGUAUCCCGCCGACGGGCAGGAAGCUCGAGAUCCCGUUUACGAGCGUGGUGGCGCUGCGCGGGGAUCGCCUGUGCCAUGAGCAUAUCCAUUGGGAUCAGGGGACUGCGAUGCGGCAGGCGGGGCUGCUGCCCGAGUGGGUGCGGUGGGAGGGCGAGAUUGAGGGGAGGAAGGCGGGGCAGGGGAUGCGGUUUGAGGUUAGGUUGCCGACUGCGGGGGUGGAGACGGCGAGGAAGUUGGUGGAUGAGGGGGCGCUGGAGAGUAAUGAGCUGAUGGGGAGGGGUUGGAGGGAGGUGGAGGAUGUUUGAGGGGAAGAGAAGACGGCGAGAUAAGGGGGAAAAGGUUGUGGGUUAUCGUCAUGGGGUAUCGUUAUGAUUUCGGAAUUGGAUGCUCAGGCUGUUUUGGACGGCGGGCACGCAAGCCCCGGGUUUUCGGUUGUGUUCCAGCGAUCGACGGAGAUGGGUG
Molecule: messenger RNA, 1930 nt
Organism: Trematosphaeria pertusa
Lineage: Eukaryota; Fungi; Ascomycota; Dothideomycetes; Pleosporales; Trematosphaeriaceae
Product: NTF2-like protein
Exons: 2
Coding region: 412-1773 (453 amino acids)
Biological process (GO): polyketide metabolic process
Source: RefSeq, a predicted model, not a curated record